AUGUCUCUUCAACAGGUCGUAGUAAUUUGGCUCGAUGUUUCAUCAUCAUCUUCUGAUGAAAUCGAUAGUGUGAUAUGUAAGGAAACAAAAGAAGAUCUUGUAACAAAUGGAGCUCCAGUUAUUACUGUUGCAACAUCAGAUGAAGCGAUACAACAAAUUAUUAAGCAUCCUACAGCAAAAAUUUUCUUCAUUUCAUCUGGUAGAUUAGGUAAAGAUAUGGUGCCAAUAAUCGUAGGUCAAUAUCCUCUUAUUCAUUCAUUUUAUAUUUUUUGUUUUGCAAUGGCUGAACAUGUUAAAUGGGCAUCAGACUACAUUAAUUGUCUUUAA
This is a messenger RNA of Rotaria sp. Silwood2, 327 nucleotides long. Lineage: Eukaryota; Metazoa; Rotifera; Eurotatoria; Philodinida; Philodinidae. The record is from the annotation of a GenBank genome assembly.